Polychytrium aggregatum is the source of this 2996-nucleotide messenger RNA. RefSeq lists its product as uncharacterized. The record is from RefSeq and is a predicted model, not a curated record. Lineage: Eukaryota; Fungi; Chytridiomycota; Chytridiomycetes; Polychytriales. Bases 194 to 2812 code for a protein of 872 amino acids. The transcript is spliced from 10 exons. Gene Ontology annotation, molecular function: ATP binding; ABC-type transporter activity; ATP hydrolysis activity.
GCUCUGGGUGUUCGGUCUCCUUCGACUUGAUCAACCCAGCCCAUCUUGGACGACUUGUUCGCCAUCCUCUGCUCGGAUCCCCCGCGGCUGCCCAUUCUUCCUCAGCACCGACAUUAACAUUAACAUCAGCAUCAGCAUCGGCUCCGUCAUCAGCACCAACUGUGCCAUCUACAUCUGCACGACCACCGGCACCAUGUCCAAGCGCAUGCACUUCGCUGCUGUCUGUGUCCUCGGUGCCCUGCUGCUGGCUCCCCAGCUCGGCGUCCAGGCCCAAACCCCUCCCACAAGUCCAUCCGAUGUCUCGCGCCAGGAAAUGCUGGCCUAUGUCGAUCCUAUCCUCUACUAUUCGCUGCUGGAGUGGCGCAACUGCCCCCAGUACCCCAACAACAACGAUUGCCAGUAUUACGGCACUCCUCAAAAGCCCAGCGCCCAGUACGGCAACAUCACCUGGAACUGCGAUGCUGGAUCGUACUGCUUGAGCUCCAACCGCACCGCUCCGUGCACACACGGAUUCUACUGCCCCGCCAACGCCGCCGAGCCGGUCUACUGCCCGCCCGGAUACUAUUGCCCAGAUCCAUCCAACAUCAUUGAGUGUCCCCAGGGCAGCUUCUGUCCCGCAGGAACUACGCGGCCCAUCUCUUGCGACUUUAUGGCCUACUGUCCGCCAAGAAGCCAGUCGGCGUUCCGCUUCGGAGUGCUUUUUAUCUUCUUGAUCUUCUGUAUCAUCCUCUAUGUUGCCUUUUCCUUCAAGGAACAGAACGACCGCAAGCGCUUCCUCAAGCACCGCAUCCAGAUCGGCAGCGUCAACCAGACCGAUCGCAAAGAAUCGGCCGCUCUGGGAAAGCUCUCCAAGACCUUCGAUGUCGAAUUUGAGAACCUGGGCUUGGUCCUGCCCAACGGCGUCGAGAUCAUGAAAGGCGUCAGCGGCGCUCUCCGUGGCGGCCGUACAUGCGCCAUCAUGGGCCCCAGUGGCGCCGGCAAAACCACCUUUGUGACGCUGCUGACCGGCAAAGUCAAGCGCACCUCCGGCUCGGUCAAGGUCAACGGCAGAGGCGAGGAGCUCUCCAAGUACAAGAAGCUCAUCGGCUAUGUGCCCCAGGAGGACGUGAUGCUGCGCGAGCUCACCGUGCGAGAUAUCCUGAUGCACAGCGCCCGCAUGCGCCUGCCCUCGAGCUGGAAUAGCGCCAAAAUCAAGGACAAGGUUCUCGAGAUCAUUUCGUUUCUGGGACUCUCUCAUGUGAUUGACUCGCCCAUUGGCGACGAGCAGGUCCGCGGCAUCUCGGGCGGUCAGCGCAAAAGAGUCAACAUUGGAAUGGAGCUUGUUGCCGAGCCGUCACUCCUGUUCCUCGACGAACCCACCUCUGGCCUCGACUCCUCCACGUCGUUCGAGCUCUGCCACAUGCUCCGCCGGAUUGCCCAGCAACAGGGUCUCUUGGUCGCUGCCGUCAUCCACUCACCUUCACCCUCAACCUUCAGAGAGUUUGACGACUUUAUGCUGCUUGGCAAGGGCGGUCGUCUCAUCUACUUUGGUCCGCGCGAGGAAUGCUCUGCAUACUUUGACAGCAUCGGAUUCACCUGCCCUCCUGACGAAAGCCCCAGCGAUUUCUUCAUGGAUGUCGCCUCCGGAAAGGUCCCGUGUGCUCUGGAUCCCAACUUCAAGACCUCUGAUCUCUUCGAGUACUGGAUCCGCCACAAGGAAGGCCGCAAGGUGGAGCCCAAGGAACGCUCCUCCUCAGAAAUCGCCGACUCGCCGCUGAUGGGCACCGAGCCCGUCAAGAAGCAGAGCAGUACCCUUGGCAAAAUCGGACGAGCGAUCGUCGAGUUCUUCUCGGAGCUGUUCUGGUGGAUCGGCGACGUUGCUCUCGAGCUUGGCAUGACUCUGCUCUCGAUUGGAUCGUUCAUCAUCUGCCGCUCCGACCCGAUCCGGCAGACUUGCGGCCUGCACCUCCAGCUGUGGUAUCUGACCAAGCGUGCUUCGCUGCAAGCCUACCGCAACUUCCAGUCGAUCGCCGGCGAAAUGAUGAUGCACUUUGGCGUCGGAUGCUUCAUCAGUAUUGCCACCCAAAAGUUCACCUAUUUCAGCCAGCUCCCCAACCCGAUCUGCUUCAUCACGCCUCCGCCAAUCUACUGGGUUUGCGCCAACCCAACGGAUAAGAUUCGCGAAAUGGGCAUGUUCCUGUGUAUCGGUGUUCUCUUUGCAGGCAUUGCCGUGGGCUCCAGCACCUUUGGUCGUGAAAAGCCCGUCUACUGGCGCGAUGUCUCUGCCGGCAUGGGCGCGGUUCCGUACUUCCUGGGCAAAUUCCUCGUCGACGUUCCCAAGAUGAUCGUGGCAUCGCUCAUGUUCUCGCUGUCGUUCAGCUUGCUGACCACGAUCUACAUGAACUACUGGAACGUCAUUAUGAUCGUGUCGGCGCUGUACUUUAGCUCGUAUGCCAUGGGCUACACCCUCUCGGCCGCCAUCAAGCCUGCCCAGGUGGCCCUGGCUGGUACCGGCUUUUCUCUACUCUGGGCUCUCGUCCUCUCGGGAGUCAUGCCCAGCUACUCCGACGUGAUCAGCGAAUCAAACUCUGGCAUCUACCAGUACAUCGGUUGGCUCUGGAAGAUCUCGGCCCCUCGCUAUGCCGUCGAGGCAUUUUGGGUCAGAGAGGUGCAGAACCGGCCCUUUGAUGUGGACCUGGCCCUGCCCCCGCCCUACGGAUACGUCUGGAACGCAUACAUCCCGAAUUGGUUCAUGAUGAUUUACAUUGGCCUGGGAUGGCACUUCCUCGCAUUCCUUGCCCUCAAGGCAUUCGAUCGCCGAAAAAUGAAGUAGAUUUUCCAGGCGGCAAUCGGCGAACUUGCCCUCUCCAUCAAGCCAUCACAUGCACAGCAGGCGAAAUGAUGGCGAGUCCGGCAGCAUAGGCCCGGACCGGCGCGGCAUUGCGUCGACCUUUGCACUCGUUUUUUUCAUUCUUGAUCAAACAAUGCUUGCGUUUCACUCGGUGCUCUGAACCCCA